GGUUGUGAAAUGUGCUCCCAGGAGGCUUUUCAGGCACAGAGGAGCCAGCUGGUGGGGCUGCUGGUCUCGGGGUCCCUGGAGGGCUUUGAGAGCAUCCUGGACUGGUUGCUGUCCUGGGAAGUCCUCUCCUGGGAGGACUAUGAAGGCCUCAGCCUCCUGGGCCAGCCUCUCUCCCACUUGGCUAGGCGCCUCCUGGACACUGUCUGGAAGAAGGGUGCUUGGGGCUGUCAGAAGCUCAUUGCAGCUGUCCAGGAGGCCCAGGCUGACAGCCAGUCCCCCGAGCUGCAUGGCCACUGGGACCCGCACUCACCCCACCCAGCCCAGGACCUGCAGAGUCACCGGCCAGCCAUUGUCAGGAGACUCUACAGCCACGUGGAGGGCGUGCUGGACCUGGCGCAGGAGCGGGGCUUUCUCAACCAGUAUGAAAGUGAUGAAAUCAGGCUGCCGAUCUUCACGUCAUCCCAGAGGGCAAGAAGGCUGCUUGAUCUUGCCACAGUGAAGUCGAAUGGAUUGGCUGCCUUCCUUCUACAACAUGUCCAGGAAUUACCAGUCACGUUAGCCCUGCCUUUUGAAGAUGCCGCAUGUAAGAAGUACAUGUCCAAGCUGAGGACCACAGUAUCUGCUCAGUCUCGCUUCCUCAGUACCUAUGACGGGGCAGAGAAUCUUUGCCUAGAGGACAUAUACACGGAGAAUAUCCUGGAAGUCCAGACAGAGGCGGGCAUGGCUGGGUCCCCGCAGAAGAGCCCUGCCACCCUGGCCCUGGGGGAGCUCUUCAGCACACAUGGCCACCUCAAUGAAGAUGCAGACACCAUGCUGGUGGUGGGCGAGGCAGGCAGCGGCAAAAGCACGCUCCUGCAGCGGCUGCACUUGCUGUGGGCCACGGGGCAGGACUUCCAGGAAUUUCUCUUCGUCUUCCCAUUCAGCUGCAGGCAGCUGCAGUGUGUGGCCAAACCACUGUCUGUCCGGACGCUGCUCUUUGAGUACUGCUGUUGGCCUGACAUUGGCCAACAGGAUAUCUUCCAGUUCCUCCUUGACCACCCUGAACGCAUUCUGUUAACCUUUGACGGCUUUGACGAGUUCAGGUUCAGGUUCACAGAUCGUGAGCGUCACUGCUCGCCAACUGACCCCACAUCUGUCCAGAAUCUGUUCUUCAAUCUUCUGCAGGGCAACCUGCUGAAGAAUGCCCGCAAGGUAUUGACCAGCCGUCCAGAUGCAGUGUCGGCGUUCCUCAGGAAGUACAUCCGCACAGAGUUUAACCUCAAGGGCUUCUCUGAAGAGGGCAUCCAGCUGUAUCUGAGGAAGUGCCAUCGUGAGCCUGGGGUGGCAGACCGCCUCAUCCGCCUGCUCCAAGGGACCUCAGCUCUGCAUGGUCUGUGCCACCUUCCUGUCUUCUCAUGGAUGGUGUCCAAAUGCUACCAGGAACUGUUGCUGCAGGAUGGGGCAUCCCCAAAGACCACCACGGAUAUGUACCUGCUGAUCCUGCAGCAUUUUCUGCUGCAUGCCUCCACCCCAGACUCAGCCUCCCACAGCCUGGGACCUGGCCUCCUUCGAGGCAGUCUCCCCACCCUUCUGCACCUUGGCCAGCUGGCCCUCUGGGGCCUGGGCACGUGUUGCUAUGUGUUCUCAGCCCAGCAGCUCCAGGCAGCACAGGUUGACCCUGAAGACGUUUCUCUCGGCUUCUUGGUACAUGCCAAAAAUGUCGUGCCAGGGAAUUCGGCCCCCCUGGAAUUCCUGCAUAUCACUUUCCAGUGCUUCUUUGCUGCGUUCUUUCUGGUGCUCAGUGCAGACCUGCCAUCAGCCUCGCUCAGACACCUGUUCAAUUGUCACAGGCUGGGCCGUUCACCACUGGCCAGGUUGUUGCCCAUGCUAUGCAUCCCAGGCUUGAGAUACAAGGAGGACAGUGUAUCAGCUUUGUUGCAGAAGGCUGAGCUACAUAACCUUCAGAUCACUGCGGCCUUCCUGGUGGGGCUAUUGUCACGGGAGCACCAGGCCCUGCUGGCCGAGUGCCAGGUGUCAGAGAAGGUCCUGCUCCGGCGCCGGGCCUGGGCCCGCUGGUGUCUGGCCCGCAGCCUGCGCAAGCACUUCCACUCCAUCCCGCCAGCCUUGCCAGGUGAGGCCAAGAGCAUGCACGCCAUGCCCGGGUUCAUCUGGCUCAUCCGGAGCCUGUACGAGAUGCAGGAGGAGCGGCUGGCAAGGGAGGCUGCACAUGGGCUGAAUGUUGGGCACCUCAAGUUGACAUUUUGCAGUGUGGGCCCCGCUGAGUGUGCUGCCCUGGCCUUCGUGCUGAGGCACCUCCGGCAGCCUGUGGCCCUGCAGCUGGACUACAACUCUGUAGGUGACAUUGGCGUGGAGCAGCUGCUGCCUUGCCUCAGCAUCUGCAAGGCUCUUUACUUGCGAGAUAACAACAUCUCAGACCGAGGCAUCUGCAAGCUUAUUGAACAUGCUCUUCACUGUGAGCAGCUACAGAAAUUAGCUCUUUUCAACAACAGAUUGACCGACGGCUGUGCACACUCGAUGGCCAAGCUCCUUGCAUGCAAGCAGAACUUCUUGGCAUUGAGGCUGGGGAAUAACCACAUCACCGCGGUGGGAGCCCAGGUGCUUGCCCAGGGGCUCCGAGGCAAUACCUCCCUGCAGUUCUUGGGGUUCUGGGGCAACAGAGUGGGUGACAAGGGGGCCCAGGCCCUGGCAGAAGCCUUGGGUGAUCACCAGAGCUUGAAGUGGCUCAGCCUGGUGGGGAACAACAUUGGCAGUGUGGGUGCCCAAGCCUUAGCACUGAUGUUGGAAAAGAACGUGACACUAGAAGAACUUUGCUUGGAGGAGAACCAUCUGCAGGAUGAAGGUGUGUGUUCUCUUGCGAAAGGACUGAAGAGAAAUUCAAGUCUGAAAGUCCUCAAGCUGUCCAACAACUGCAUCACCUACCUGGGAGCAGAAGCCCUCCUGCAGGCCCUUGAAAGGAAUGACACCAUCCUGGAAGUCUGGCUCCGAGGGAACACUUUCUCUCUAGAGGAGAUCGAGAAGCUCAGCCAGAGGGACACCAGACUCUUGCUUUGAUGUAUCUGGGCUGACGUUCAUCUGUUUGUUUGUGAGCAAGCUGUGGGUUUGGACCCCAGAAGCUGGAUUUCAUCUGGCAGCAGCCUGUUCAGUUUGAGCUCUGUCCUGCCCAGGGCUGAAUUCAUUUUCUGGGAGCACAAUAGACCCCCUUCAUUCUGGCAGAGGAAGGAGCAUCAGUGCCUUGCAGAGUAGACUUUUUCCAAGCUACUUUGCCAUGACUUCUUCCCAUAUUCAAUCCAUGGGACCCACAAGAGGGGCAGCCCCUCCUCCAUAGUACGGGGCUGGCCUCCAGCUGAUCCUCCAGGGUUCUGAUGUGGGUCAGUGGGAUGUUCACCGAGUGUCUGUUGGUGUAGAGACCUGGACCUACGUGGAAGACCCCUCCCCCUCCUCUCAUGAAGAGGAGUAUUCAAGAAGCAACUUUCCACCAUGUCUCAACUCACAAGUCAUCCAUCCAGACCAUUCCCCACCUCAGGUUUCUCCACUCACCCUGGACCCUGCACAUGGUACUUCCUCUGAGCUUGAGAUGUGGAAUAUGAGUGUUCUCAGCUUCGAUAUUUCACUUAUAGCACCCCCAAUCCCAGCACCCAGGGUGGAAAGGGCUACUAUUGACUCUGCUCUUCUUUCUGGUGCUUAAGACAUUGUUGGGAGGGGACAUGUGACAGUUGUUUGUUCCCCAAGACAUUCUAGAUUUGCAAGAAAAGUAUGACCACACUCCAGCUGGGAUCACACGUGGACUUUUAUUUCUGGUGAAAUCAGUUACUCUUCAGUCAAGCCUUUGGAAACAGCCCACUUAAAAAAGCUCCAAAUGCAGCUUUUUAAAAUUAAUCUGGGCUAGAAUUUCAAACGGCCCCACUAGGCUUCUGGUUUAUGCCUGUGAAUUGAACUCUGACAACAGACUUCUGAAAUAUAUCCAUAAAAGACAGUUUCAUUUUAUUUGUGCCAGAAUGCUUUAGGAUAUAUAGCUAUGGACUGAAAGUUUACAGGGGCAAAAUCAGGCCCUUCCUUCUAAGAAAAGUCUUCCUGGAUUUUUCAACAUGAUGCAUGUUGAAGCCUUUGUAAAUUGUCGGAUGCUGUGCAAAUGUUAUUAUUUUAAACAUUGUUAUGUGUGAAAAUUGGUUAAUAUUUAUAAACUACUUUGUUUUA
Molecule: messenger RNA, 4194 nt
Organism: Galeopterus variegatus (Sunda flying lemur)
Lineage: Eukaryota; Metazoa; Chordata; Mammalia; Dermoptera; Cynocephalidae
Product: nucleotide-binding oligomerization domain-containing protein 2
Exons: 11
Coding region: 10-3051 (1013 amino acids)
Biological process (GO): regulation of apoptotic process
Molecular function (GO): protein binding
Source: RefSeq, a predicted model, not a curated record